Molecule: messenger RNA, 1218 nt
Organism: Gaeumannomyces tritici R3-111a-1
Lineage: Eukaryota; Fungi; Ascomycota; Sordariomycetes; Magnaporthales; Magnaporthaceae
Exons: 4
Coding region: 118-1218 (366 amino acids)
Molecular function (GO): dioxygenase activity
Source: RefSeq, a predicted model, not a curated record
CCUCACCGUCCACAGUCUACCAACUUCGACCUUGUCCUAGGCACCAAGGUAGCUACAUCCGAGCCAAUAAAUCACCACAAUCAGUCGCGCCACACACACCCAACGUUCUCCCACAUCAUGCCGUCGGCAGCACCCAAAUCAUACCAGUACACUCAUGUACCAGAAACACAGGAGAACCUCGACUGGGCCGAUCUACCUACCGUCGACCUAUCCAAAUAUGGAACUCCCAACGGCAAUGCAGAGUUGGCCAAGACCCUGAUUGAUGCCGUCAGGACAAAGGGCUUCUUUUACGUAAUCAACUACGGCAUCUCACAAGAGGCUGUCGACCGCCAGUUCGCCUUUGGUCAAGAGUUUUAUGACCUGCCCCUAGAGGAGAAACUCAAAUACGUUCCUGAUCUUGAGAAUGGCGUUUACAAUGGCUACCGUCCGGCGGGCCGUCGCAUCAUGGGGAACGGCCAGCCUGACAAGGUCGAGGUCUGGAACAUGGCGACAAACGACGGCCGAAUCACGCAGGCGCUGCCCAAGCCCCUGAAGGACAACCAGACCGAGAUCGAGUCGUUCUCCAAGGACCUGCACGACAAGGUCCUCGACCCGCUCAACCACCUGAUCGCGCUGGCGCUCGAGCUGCCGCCCGACUUCCUGACGCGCCUGCACCGCUGGGACGUGCACGACGAGUCCCACCUGCGCUACAUGAAGUACGGCCGGUACUCACCUGCCGAGGUCGAGCGGCUCGGCUCGGGCCACUGGGCCGACGGGCACACGGACCUGGGCACCAUCACGCUGCUGUUACGGCAGCCGGUGGCGGCGCUGCAGAUCAAGGACCACGCGACGGGCGAGUGGAGGUGGGCCAAGCCGCUGGACGGUAGCCUGACGGUCAACACGUGCGACGCCCUCAGCUUCCUGACGGGCGGGUACAUCAAGUCGACGGUGCACAGGGUCGCGCUCCCGCCCAAGGACCAGCGCCACGUCGACCGCCUGGGCCUGCUGUACUUUGCCCGGCCGCAGAACGAUCUGGUGCUCAACACUAUCGACUCGCCCGUCCUGAAGAGGGAGGGCUUCACGGAAAACGAGUUUGAAGCCGGCGGGCAUCAUCUGACCAAAUUCGCCAACCGAUCAACUGAAUUCACGACCCUCAAGCAGAAAUGGCAGCAGAGCAAGGGGUACAUGAAAAAAGACCAGGUCAUUCUACCGGGGUUUACAGGCAAGCUUAUCAGCUGA